ACUCCGAGAGUACAGACAUGACAGCGGGUGAACGAAAACAGGAAUCGCACUGAGACACAGGACACGCGCACUCACACUCACACAUACACAGCUGUAUAUAAUUGAAGCGCCAAGUGCCAGUGUCCUAGAAAUCGAACAUCAGAAACAACGGAAAACCGAAUCGAACGCGAUAAUGGAAAAGUAAUUGGAGGGUCGGGAAACGGGAUGAUAAGACAGCGCGAUUCCGAGUGGAGGCAGAGGAAAAGUGCAAGUGAAAAGUGCCUAUAAGAAGCAGAAAAUCAAACACUCACACACACAACCGCGACACACACACGCGCGCGCACAUACACACAAAGGAAACGUCAUAUGCCAGAGGCAUUGACAGGAGCCAGUGGAAAAGCAUUUUGUGUAUCCUAUUUUGUGGCCCCAACCAGGCAGGCGAGCGUGUCCUUAGCCAUAUCCCAAGCCGAAGCCGAAGCCAACAACAACAAAACAACAAUACCACAACAACAGCAGCAAUUACACCGUGUAGUUGCUCUAUAAUGAUAGAUUUCAAAAAAUAAAUUGAGCAAAUUAUCGUAUAAAACGUGCCCUCGCCUCGAAAGUCUAAAAAUAUCCGCAGUACCCGUAGCUCCCCUCCGUGGUACCGUGCGACGCCAACUUGUCGAGGUCCUGUAAUCCUCACCGCAGACCGCCCCCGCUCCCAGCCCGCAGGAAGAAGGGUCCAAGUGGCGCAACUGACUUUAAAUUAUGCAUGCCCAUUGAUUUUCCGACCACCGUCGCCAUCAUCCAAACCGCCGUCGUUAUAUCCCCAUCAUCUAUAUUGCCAGCCUAUCCGGGCUUUGUUGUCGCAUGUUAUCAGCGGAACUAGUGUCGUCGACGGCUUUGUUGAAUGCGAGUUAUCAGCGCAGCAACGGCCCCUCGAAAGAUGAAGUUUGCCUCUCGACAACAUAUGACAAGGGCUACAUCACAGCAACAACAACAAUACCGACAACAACAACAACAGCCACAAGAGCAACAUCAGCAGCAGCAGCAGAAAAGCCGACAACAGCAACAAUGACCAAGCAAUUGACAACCAGCAUUGCCACCAAUGCAGCAUCGAGUAUAACGCAAGCGGGCGAUUUGGCGCCCACAGUUAUAUCCCCAACCACUGGAACCACCAUUGAAUCCGGAUCAGGAGUGGGAGUGGUUGCUGCUGCAGGAACAGCAGCACCCAUCACCGAGACAACAAAGACUUUGACGCAAGCUGCAGCAUCUGCCACAGCAUCGCAAACAACAACAGCAGCAGCAGCAACUACUAAACACUCGAGAAGCGAUGCCAGUGGCAGAUCAGCAGCUUUGGAACGUGCCUACGUCCACGAUGUCUACGAGCACUGCGAAGAGCCCACGGGACCCAUCCGACCCCGGAUGGCCCACUUCCUGGGGAACCUCGAGCCCGGCUCCGUGGUCUGCGACGUCGGCUGUGGCAGUGGCCGAUACCUCACCCAGUGCAACCCGUCUAUCUGCACCAUCGGCGUGGAGCGUUGCUACCGUCUGAGUAAAGUGGCCCACGAGAAAGGAGGCGAGGUGGCCUUGUGCGACAAUCUGGAGCUGCCUUUCCGGGACGACAGCUUCGAUGCAGUGCUCUCCCUAGCGGUGGUCCAUCACUUCGCCACCACCGAGCGACGCGUCCAGGCUCUGCGGGAACUAGCAAGAAUCCUGCGGAUCGGUGGGCGGGUAGUGAUAACCGUAUGGGCACUGGAGCAGCGCCACCGCCGCUUUGAAUCGCAGGACGUUCUCAUACCGUGGCAGCCACCCAAGAACCGAAACUACUCGUACUCCGAUGAGGAAGACGAUGACAAUUUCCAGCCACCCUACCAUGCAUACACAGAGGACUCUACGAAUUCCAGUCGAUCGGCUGGGGAUGGAGAUAGUUCCAGCCUGAGCUCAUCUUCCCCGGGGGAGUCCUGUUACAGCUUCGUGCGCCGCGCCAUUCAGAAACUUGCUCGCGGACGUCGUCAUGCGUGGUUUAUGGACUCGUGGUCCUCAAAGGACACAAAAAAUGACAGCAGCCUGGACUUCGAGGACGCCAAAGACCUUCCCAUCGAGCUACGUCGUCUAGAGGACUUCGAAGACUUUCCCGACCCGCCCCUCACUGCAGGAUUGAAGUCCCGCAGCCUGGGCAGCAUUCUCCAGCCGCCUCCCCGCCAGAUUGUCCGCUCCCGGUCGAGCGUCCCUAGCCUGGGAGGUCCACUAAUCCCUGGGGAAUCGAAGGCCGCUGCGGCGGCCUUGCUGCUUAAUCCUACCGAGGCUCAACAGCAGCUCCAGAUGAAUGGGAGGCAUUCGCCCACGACCACCGCUAGUGCCGGGAACACGCUAAGCCGCCGGCCCAAGCUCAUCAAACAAAAGCAGUCCUUAUGCGAUGAGGAUGCAGCGACGCCAUCCGCUGCCCCGGACGCGUUCCAAAUGGUGAGCAACUACAAUGGAGCCAAUGGGGCCGUGAGCACUAGCUUGUACCAGCGUAGUGGCUGCUAUGCGGGAAACUUUCACCAGCAUGCUUCCUCCUCGCCCUCCAACCCCGGCACUUCAGCCUCCCCCUCGGCGGUUCCAGCACAAGGAGGUGGUCCAGGUGGCUCGGGGGCAGCGCCUACAUUCUUGCGCAAGCAGAGCUCCCUGAACGAGGAACUGAUGGCCUGCAAUAGACUGCGUGAGAAGGAGCGCGUGCGGAAGCGCAUCCAGAAGCAGACCUCCCUGAAUGAAGCCUUCCUCUGCCGAUCGGCUUUGUUCUCCAAGCGGCUUCAGGUAAUCCGUGAGGGAUUCACCACUAAGAUCAAGAGCUCCACCGGCAGUCUGGAGCGGGUGACAAAAACGGGCAUCAGCAAGCUUAUCCAGAAUAUCAAGAGUGGGCCGCAAAAUAUGACGAACCCGCUCCAGAAUCCAUCCCAUGUAGACAAGAACCAGGCUCUAAACAACAACAACAAGCAUGGAAUGGCACAGGCAGGCCACCAGCAUCACCACCACCAUCACCACCACCAUCUCGCAAACAGCCACCAGUCGCACAACCACCUGUCGCACCUAAUACACGCGGCAUCCGCGCCAGCCACUACCCCGGGAGGGCCCGUGACGUACUGCAGCAUCGUGGAGUGCACCCAGGCUAAUCUUUGUCACUGCAGCCAAUACCAACAGGAGUGUCCGGCCUGUGCGGACGGCGGUCAGUGCGACAAGGCCAGACGUCAUUCCCGGGAAUCGGGAUCUGACUCCUCCAAGGACAGCAGCCUGCAGUCGGACACAAGCAUCGAGUCGGAGGACAGCUUUGCUUCCGUAAUCUUCAUACCCAAGCCGGAGCAGCACCAGCAGCAGCUCAACUACCAGCAACAGCACCAGAACUCUAACUCAAGUUCUAGUAACUCCUCCUCUAGCAACGGACAGCGAGGGGCGGGCGCGGCAGCUGGCGGCAAUCCCGGGAUGUCUGCUGGUGGAUCCCGUCUGCCACCCACACACUCUGUGCCAACCUCCCCUCUGAUCAUGCCCUGCCCCCCGACCCCGGCACACUCCCCUGCUGCCAUCCAGGGCACGGUGACCUCGCCGCCUCAAUCCACGGCAGCGGUGUCGGCAGCCAUGGCGAUACUAACGCCUCCUUCGAAGCCAGCCCGAUUCAGUUUCGACGAGGCUCACAUAAAGCAGCAGAAGGAGCAGCAAAGGGAGCAGCAUCUGGAGAACCUGAAAGAGCAGCAGAAGGGACAACUUAAGGAGCAAAAGGAAGCGCAAAAAGAGGAGCGCAAGGAGCAGCCACCCAAGGAACCCAAAGAAACAAAAAAGGUACCAUCCCCCAUCCAUCGGAUAACCCGGCAGGCCAUACGGGACUUGCCACCCAUUCCCAAGUUCCGGAAGCAGCAAUCCCUGCAAUUGCAACGCCAAAGUUUUCCCAUUAUCCGGAGAGCUUCCGGCUCGGGAAUUUCUGCCUCGUGCUCUUCCUCAUCGCUGGCCAGCAAGCUGCUCUCCCUGGAACUUUUUAACCCAGCCACCGAUGACCUGGACAGUGACUCCAGUGAGCCCUCCUCCCCCGAUUCCAUUGACAGUGUGAUUAGUGCACCGCGAUCGGCCAAGGUGCCCUCAGGAAGCGGUGAGGGUGGCGAAGGAUCGGCCAACUCCAACUCUGCUUCUCAAGACGAGGGAGAGCCCAGUCUGGCGAAGAUAAUUAGCAUUCAGCAGGAGCAAUACCACAAGGGAGAGUUGCAGAUCAGCAACAGUUCUUGCUCGCAGAAAGCUCCCGAGGACGACAUAAUCCUGAAUGCGGACAGUGCGCCCCUGCUUCCGGAAAAGCGGGAGGCGGCUAAUCAACAGCAGGAUUGUGCCGAGUUCGCCGAGCAACUAACAGCCCAGCUGCAACGGGAACUGGACGACAAGAGCAAUCGCACAGAGUGCCGGUAUCUAGACGGGAUCGGGAUGGGUGACCUGUCCGAGAUAUUCGGUGGCGGCAAGAAGCGUUCUAACGGCGAUCUGAGCGCCUUUCGUGACGAGCUCCGGGAACGUCGGCUUAUGCUGGCCAAUCUCUCCACCCAGCCCAGUCUCCAGCAAUCGCCGGUGAGCUCAUCAACCUCUUCCCUGUCCUCGCAGACCCGCAGCUUCACCAUCCAGGAGGAGGACGGCGAGGAGGAAGAGGAGGAGGAGAACGAGUCGAGCUAUUCGCUAGGCGUGUACGAGCACUGCAAGAUCUCCAAGUUCAGCUAUAAGCGAAAUCGCCACUACCAACUGAACCCGGAAACAGCCUAUCUGCUGCAGGACGACGGCGACAGUGAUGUGAGGGAAGAGGAUGAGGACGAUGUUAUACCGGAGGAGGAGGAGCAGGAGGAGCCGGAUGAGCAGGCCGAAGCAGAGGCCUUGGAAGCCAGGGGUGGAGAUCAACUGGGCGAGGGCAUGGCGGAUUACGGUCAGCGGCGCCGUCACAUGGCCGCCUUGAAGGUGCAAUCACCUGUGGCCCCACAGCAGCACAAUCAACAGCAACAGCAGACUCAGCAGCAGCAGCAGCCCCAGGAGCACACUAUGCAGCAGCGUCACUCCUCCGAUUCACUGGAGCACUCGAACAGCUCCACAAACUCCCUGGACAGUCCCUCUCAAGGCGGGUCCAGCACUCACCAUCGCUACUACCACGUGUUCCGCGAGGGCGAGCUGGACGCACUGAUCAACCAUCACGUGGCCAGCCUGCACAUCGUCAGUUCCUACUACGAGCGUGCCAGCUGGUGCGUGGUGGCCGAAAAGGUCCAGGUGUGGACCAUCUAAAGCACU
Molecule: messenger RNA, 5244 nt
Organism: Drosophila bipectinata
Lineage: Eukaryota; Metazoa; Arthropoda; Insecta; Diptera; Drosophilidae
Gene: fid
Product: fire dancer
Biological process (GO): tRNA wobble uridine modification; tRNA methylation
Cellular component (GO): nucleus; cytoplasm
Molecular function (GO): tRNA (5-carboxymethyluridine(34)-5-O)-methyltransferase activity; S-adenosylmethionine-dependent methyltransferase activity; tRNA binding
Source: RefSeq, a predicted model, not a curated record